Molecule: messenger RNA, 1542 nt
Organism: Micromonas commoda
Lineage: Eukaryota; Viridiplantae; Chlorophyta; Mamiellophyceae; Mamiellales; Mamiellaceae
Gene: MET10
Product: sam-dependent methyltransferase
Exons: 1
Coding region: 1-1542 (513 amino acids)
Biological process (GO): rRNA base methylation
Cellular component (GO): nucleus
Molecular function (GO): 23S rRNA (adenine(1618)-N(6))-methyltransferase activity
Source: RefSeq, a predicted model, not a curated record
AUGAAAAGACCCACGCUCAGUUUAAGCGCAAAACAAAUACGAGAGGUACUUCACGCCCUGGACUCGCUCGAUCCGACGACUGAAUUUGCUGAGCUUGCUGCAUCUGAAGACCUCGACGCGGCAUUGUGGUACUCUUUAUAUCCAAGAACAAGGGACUGCGACAAAAUUGAGCGACAAAGCAGUGACGCACGAGGAGAUGCAAGGCGUGCUGCUGGUAUUGCACGUAUGCAUCCUCGAAACGUUUUCGCAAACAUAAAAGCAGACUUCUUUGUGCUAGGCAAGCGCCAACCGUGCUUCAGACCUUUUGUGGAGCAGUGCAGCCUAGGUCUUUGGUACGUCAACUUUAAAAGCUGGGAGGUGACUAGGGCCUUGAAUCGAGCUCUGCUCGUCGAUGUUUACGGGCUGGUUUCAUGGGACAUUCCGAAAGGCCAUCUAUGUCCACCCGUUCCCAAUCGUGCAAGUUACAUCCACUGGCUUGAGGACCUUCUGCAACUUUCGCACCCGUGUGGUAGGCCUGGCAUAGAGUGCGAGGGUGUACGCGGCAUCGAUAUUGGCGUAGGAUCAAACUGCGUGUUCCCUUUGCUGGGUUCAACCGCAAAUCGAUGGUCGUUCAUUGGAAUAGAUGUUACAGAUGUUGCUCUCAUUUGGGCUGAUAAAAAUAGACUUGACAACCCAGAUUUGGCCAGCCGAAUUAAAAUUCGGGAUGCGAGACGUUCGGGCACUCUCCAUAUGAAGAGGAAUGACAGCGCAGUACUCGCCGUGCAGAUGGGGGAAAGGUUUUCUUUCUGCAUGUGUAAUCCACCAUUUUUCGAAACUAUGAAACAUGCGAAACGAAACCCAGGCACCAACUUUGGAGGUACUCUCGCCGAAUUAUGCUGUCCAGGUGGAGAAGAAACAUUCAUACGUCGCAUGUAUAAUGAAUCUCUGGUGACAAAAGAUCGAGUCCACUGGUACACAACAAUGUGUGGUAAAAAAGAGACAUUGAAGAGUUUGCGGUGCUUAUUGGACAUGGCCAAGGUUCCUGCUAUUCGAACUGCUCGGUUCUUACAGGGAAAAACCGUGAGAUGGGGAGUAGCAUGGUCUUUCUCUGCUCAGGCUCUGCCGAUAUCGACGAUCCCGUUGCGAUCAGGAGUGGACAUAAAAUUUGAUACUGUGCCACAUAGCAGAUCGUGCUGGCGCAUCACUUUCGAGCCACAGGCAGUUGAGGGCAGCUGUCUCGCAGAGAAACUCGCUGAGCAGAUCCGUCUGGUGCUUGAGAAGUGUGGCUGUGCGAUUUCGCCGGACUCGCGCUUGCAAAAUACUUUCAAUUAUAGGUGUGUAAUGGAGGAAUACGUGUUUCCGACGGUUGGGAGCAACCGACUUUUGGUGAAGAUCUUGCAACCUCUUCCUGGAGCUGUUGUUGUGGUCACGGCAGCAUGCGAUGACAAGUCAGCCACUAAUCUCAUGAUGCAGCGCCGCUUCAAGCUAGUUUGGGAAGCUAUCAAGGCGCGGAUAUCCGCGCAAACGCAACGUCAAGUAGGGAGCAGAGUUGACUGGAGCUAA